This is a messenger RNA of Leopardus geoffroyi (Geoffroy's cat), 1882 nucleotides long. Its product is annotated as SLAM family member 9-like. The transcript has 6 exons. The record is from RefSeq and is a predicted model, not a curated record. NCBI's taxonomy places the organism in Eukaryota, Metazoa, Chordata, Mammalia, Carnivora, Felidae. Bases 263 to 1213 code for a protein of 316 amino acids.
CAGUGCCUCACCCAGGGGGGGUUCCUAUGUUUAUUCCACCAUCGUUCCCCGAGGGUCACUGCAGGUGCCAGAGAGAAGAGGAAGCAUCUGAAUGGCUUAUCUAGACCAGCCAGCUUGUCCUAGACAGUUAGCUCCGCCCUUGGGGUGGGAAGUGCCUAAGAGUGUUCUGAGCAGAAGCUCGCCUCUUCUCUUGCCUCUGCCUCCUGGAUGUUUCCUCCACGGCCAACUGGGCCCAGACCAAGCCUGAAGGAGGCAGCCUGUGAUGGGAGCCCACUCAGAAGACCCCCACCUGUGCUGGGCCUCCCGGCUCCUGGGGUUCAGCAGCCUCGUCCUCACCCUAGGCGCCUUCAGCACUGUGGUCAACGGUUCUGGAACACUUGGAUCUCAAGUGGAGGAUUCUGGAAACAUAGUUUCUCUGAAGGGAACUCAAGGUGGUUCUGUGCCAUUUCAUGUGACCAGACGUCCAGAAUUAGCUCCAGGAGUCAAGCUGGAGAAGAUUUCUUGGGCCAUUAAAUCUGGAAGAAACUACACGAUCAUGCUGCACGUGUCUCCUGGGGAAGAUGUUCCAACAUGGGUCAACUUCCAGGACAAGCUCGAGAAGAGGGUCCAUGUGGUCAACACCACGACCCUGAGGAUUGACAACCUGACCCUUCAGGACAGUGGGCAGUACUGGGCUCGAGUCUCCUUAACUGGAGGAAGAGAAACGAACCGGUAUUUCCACCUCACUGUCUACGAGCCCGUGCCCCGCCCCCAGAUCCUGGGCGAGACUCCAUCCGUCACACCAGACUGGUGCAAUGUCACCCUGGAGUGCCAUGCCCCGGGAACCAGAGAGGACGUGAAUGUGUCCUGGGAGAGCAAGGUCCUCCUCAGGGAGCUGGAGCAGAGAGGGGUCCCACGACCAGCCCCCAACCCCUGGACCCUGGCUCUGAAGCUGCCCCUGAGCCAGCCCAGCCCCAGCAUCACCUGUGUGGUCAGCAACCCGGGGGACCGGAAAACUGCCACCCGGGACCUUGGGGAAGUCUGUGCCCACGGUCCACCUGGGCUGGACGGGUCUGCCCGGCUGCCAGACAUCUUGGCGACUGUUGGUGUCAACGUGGGAUUGAUCGUGGGAGCUUUAGUGGUCUUGCUUCUGGUCAUCGGGGUUACGGCGCGCAUAUGGCUGAUGUGUGACAGGGGCAGGAUCAGAACAGAAAGGUUUAGACUCUGUUGUUAGCGUCAAUGAAAGAGAACACGAGACAGGAGACGGCAGAGAUGAGGGUUCGGGGGAACCACAUCUCGAACAGGAGACACCGCUCACGAGUCUACAGUGAGGUCCGCCACCCAGGCCAGGUCUUGAGGGUGAUUUAACUGGAAGAAGCAGGGAAUCCAGCCUCCCCCCGACACCUCUGUAGUGCGCGUGAUGCCUGAGGCCCUGGUCCUGCCCCCUCCCCCUCUGACUGCUCUCAGCAGGGACCGGAUUCAUCCAACCUCCGUGAAUCUCUAUGCGGACACGUCGUGCACAAGUUGAGCAGAAGACACACAUCGCGGCAGAUCGAGGGGGACCUUCGUCGUUAAUCGAGUCCAAAGCUGUGGUCCGGUUCCGCUCAGCCUCAGCCCCUUUGGCAACUGUAAACGGAGCCCACUCUCCCCACGUGUGUGCCCCGUCCGUCGUCCUGUCCGGACCCUCGGCCUCUGGGACCCAUCGACAUGAAGUCUCCACUUCCAGCCUCGACCGGUUCACCACCAGCCAAUUGUCACUAUGUGCAUUUUCCUUCUGUCUCUCUCCCCCAAUAUAUGUGCAAAUAACCACUUUAAAAAAAAAAAAAACAGAUGAAAUUUGUCUCAGACCUAUUAUGGCUUUGUAAUUUCAGGUUUAAUUUGAAAAAGUUUGUUUUCACUCUGA